This is a messenger RNA of Cooperia oncophora, 693 nucleotides long. Lineage: Eukaryota; Metazoa; Nematoda; Chromadorea; Rhabditida; Trichostrongylidae. The record is from the annotation of a GenBank genome assembly.
AUGGUGCGACAGACUAGAGCGGCAGCGAAAAGCGAUCCUGAUCCAGCUAGCGAUGUAGUAGUAGCUGAUGUUCCUUGCAAAGGACCGCCGCCGUCUGACGCAACCUACCAGAGGAAAUUUGUCAUUGCCAGAGAGGGUUCACUUCCGAACAGUCGUCUCUAUCAUGUGCGUCAUCCAAAAAACGGGACUCCUUGCCUGUAUCGGAUAAAUGAGAAACACUGCGAUGAGACGGUAUUCAAAGAGCUAGACGAAAUUGUUUCCGAUCCAGAAUGCCCCUCCAUAGCUGUUCUUCUGAAAAAUGAAGCAGUAUAUCGCAUUGAUGAGGGCAAAGCUCUUGAAUGGAUUGCUGGUCGAUUUCGGCGGCUUCGAGACGCACUCGUAGGAGAGGGCAGUCUACACAAGUCAAUCACUUCGAACAACGAAGUGCUGGAUCGAUACUCUUUUGGAUUAUUGUCCGACUAUAUGAACCCUGAAAUGACUGCAUUAACAAAAGGAUAUCUUGCUAUACGGGAUCCUGAAAAUAUUGAGAAUGAGCGUGUGGACAUGUCAAUGAAAAGGAAGGCUGAAGAAUCGUAUGAAGAUAUUGCUCCAAAGCCGGCUAAGAAGCCGAAGGAGUCCGUAGUAAUGAAGAAACUGCAGCUAGCUAGUAAAGGCACAAAGUCGAUCAAUAGCUUCUUUACUAAGAAAGUUUAA